AGAGAGGGGUGGGGGGGGGUGCAAUUCUGGAAGAUUCUACAGAAAAUCUUACGAGUGGACCCCAUUUCAUUCGUUUAUUGUGGGGACUGAUUCUCUGAGCUAGGUUGGUUAGCCUUCCCUGUCAAAGCCACAGCGUACACACUGUGGUGGGGACUAAAGGUUUUUAGGAGCCAAUGACUGGAGUAGACUGAUCCCUGCUGCUCAUCACUGCAAAGAUGUCAAAGAGGCCAUCCUAUGCCCCUCCCCCUCCCCCUGCCCCUACAACUCAAAUGCCCAACACUACCGGGUUUGUGGGGUACAACCCAUACAGCCAUCUGGCCUACAACAACUACAGACUGGGAGGGAGCCAAAGCAGCAACAGUCGGGUAACGAAUUCCUCAGGAAUAAAUAUCCCAAAGCCACCCAAGCCACCUGAUAAGCCAUUGAUGCCAUACAUGAGAUAUAGUCGUAAAGUUUGGGAUCAAGUUAAAGCCUCCAAUCCUGAUCUGAAGCUAUGGGAAAUUGGGAAGAUAAUCGGUGGCAUGUGGAGGGACCUCACUGAUGAGGAGAAACAGGAUUAUUUGAAUGACUACGAAGCAGAGAAGAUUGAGUAUAAUGAGAGCAUGAAGGCCUAUCACAACUCGCCAGCCUACCUGGCCUACGUCAAUGCAAAAAGCCGCGCCGAGGCAGCUCUGGAAGAGGAGAGCCGCCAGAGGCAGUCCAGACUCGACAAGGGUGAGCCUUACAUGAGUAUUCAGCCAGCGGAGGAUCCAGAUGAUUACGACGAUGGCUUUUCCAUAAAGCACUCGGCCGCUGCCCGUUUCCAGCGCAACCACCGUUUGAUCAGCGAGAUCCUCAGCGAGAGCGUAGUCCCAGAUGUGCGGUCGGUUGUUACCACCGCUCGCAUGCAGGUCCUCAAACGCCAGGUCCAGUCUUUGAUGGUGCACCAGAGAAAGCUGGAGGCAGAGUUGCUUCAGAUUGAAGACCGCCACCAGGACAAGAAGAGAAAAUUCAUCGAAGCAACAGAGUCGUUCACGAAUGAGCUCAAAAGGCUGUGUUGUAUGAAAGUGGAAGUGGACAUGGAGAAGAUUUCUGCAGAGAUUUCUGCAGCCGAAGAGGCAGCCCGCAAACGCAUGGCAGAACGCGAGAAGGAUGCAGGAGACCGAGGUGCUAGAGAAGCCCCCACCUGCGUGUUAGCAGAAGAAGAGAAACACGUCUGCGCAACACAUGGCAACAAGUCCCAGCAAAAUUCUCUCAGCGAAAGUAGCAACAAGGAAGGCGAGGACACGGAGUCCAAUCCAACAGAUACACCAGGGAAGCAGAAGGCCUCAGAGGAACUCGAAGCUCAUCCAGGCAGCGAGGAAGGGGCAUCCGAGGACAAGGAGAGCGUCCCAGAGGGAGCCAUGGAGGAGGGAACCAGCGACAGCAACACGGGCUCUGAGACCACCUCCGCUCAGACAGAAGAUGCCCCGACUAGUGAGCCAUCAGAGGGGCCCAGCAGGGCCAGACCAGCCCACUGAAUCACAACACCUGACCUGCCUUUGAACUGUAAGGCUGUUAAGACGUGUGAUAUCAUCCUCUGAUAAACAUGUAUUGCACAGUAUCAUCUCAUUUUUGUCAAAGCAUAUGAAGAGCCUUUCAGAUGCGUUUUAACAAGCCUGAAGCAAAGAUGAUGUAAGAAAAAAGAAAAAAAAAAAAAAAAAAGUUAAGCACUUGAAGCCGACAAAGCAAUGGUUCUGUUUAAAAUCAAUGGCUGCUAAGUGCGCCACAAAAGCCCGUGUGAAAGCACUAUAUUUCAUCCAUAGGCCUUAUUGAUCUAUGGAAGAAAGCAUACAGGCCCUCUUCAGCACAUAUCAAUACAUAUCUCCUGUCUUAUUCUCUAGCACUUCGCUAAUGAAGACCGGCCAUAUUGAAAAAAGCUGUCACAUGAUACAAACAUUGUUCAGUGUUAUAUUUAACUUUGUCCUUCGUAUUGUAAUGUCAUUGUUGCUUUUAUUGUUAUUUUUGCAUGUUGUGAUUUUUAUUUAAAAAAAUAAGUUGGCAUACUUGUGAAGAGUGGAGCUGGGCGACCAUCUCCUGGCCAGGAGAAUAUUUGUUUACUAUCUGUAUCAGUAUUACAGUGACCGUAUUGUCUCAGGAGUUUGUAGUCACUAGUAGUAGUUAUUUUUUGUUAUUUAUUAUCAGCAUUUUUAUUAUACUUGUGUAUUGGUUGUCCUGGGGCCCGUCCCUGUCCCUUCAUGCGUAUAUAUAUAUAUAUAUAUAUAUAUAUAUAUAUAUAUAUAUACAUAUAUCACAUGAUCAUUAAUGCUGUACAAAGCUCAACGACUGGUGUUCUCAAGUUUGCUAGCUGUCAAUCAAAUCAAAAGCAGUACGCUUAGAACAUUUCUGUGUUAUGAUCAAUAUUUGCAAUUUUCAGCAGAAAAACUUUUAAAUGUACCGUGAUUGUGUACACAGUGUUAUGAGGUGUGCUUAAACAUGGAUUUUCAUGUUGUCGUAAAAAAC
Scomber japonicus (chub mackerel) is the source of this 2481-nucleotide messenger RNA. Its product is annotated as SWI/SNF-related matrix-associated actin-dependent regulator of chromatin subfamily E member 1-like. The coding region runs from base 216 to 1499 and encodes 427 amino acids. NCBI's taxonomy places the organism in Eukaryota, Metazoa, Chordata, Actinopteri, Scombriformes, Scombridae. Gene Ontology annotation, molecular function: nuclear receptor binding; nucleosomal DNA binding. Gene Ontology annotation, cellular component: SWI/SNF complex. The record is from RefSeq and is a predicted model, not a curated record. The transcript is spliced from 11 exons. Gene Ontology annotation, biological process: negative regulation of DNA-templated transcription.